This is a messenger RNA of Parnassius apollo (apollo), 279 nucleotides long. The record is from the annotation of a GenBank genome assembly. Lineage: Eukaryota; Metazoa; Arthropoda; Insecta; Lepidoptera; Papilionidae.
AUGGCGUAUGAGACGGGUCCAACAUCGGAUCAGGCCGACAGUAUGCCAUUCUGGCGUGGCCUGUGGUCUAAGACCGUAAGCCACAGCGAGGGCCCUUGGAUGGAAGUUAGGGCGAUCCAGGCUGCGAGUAUUACGCCCAUAGACCCCGUCAUCAUAACGCCGGAAGACGUAGUUGAGGCGGUCCGUAGGCUUGUUUUACUGUGGCCAUAUAAAUUAGACCGAUACCCUAGAGUACAGCACACGGAACACGUGACCGGGCGCGGCGAGAGCGCGUAUUGA